Messenger RNA from Ctenopharyngodon idella (grass carp), 6347 nucleotides. RefSeq names its product thyrotropin-releasing hormone-degrading ectoenzyme-like. The coding region runs from base 490 to 3474 and encodes 994 amino acids. The transcript is spliced from 19 exons. NCBI's taxonomy places the organism in Eukaryota, Metazoa, Chordata, Actinopteri, Cypriniformes, Xenocyprididae. Gene Ontology annotation, biological process: peptide catabolic process; proteolysis. Gene Ontology annotation, molecular function: metalloaminopeptidase activity; peptide binding; zinc ion binding. Gene Ontology annotation, cellular component: cytoplasm. The record is from RefSeq and is a predicted model, not a curated record.
AAUGUGGUUUAACUGAACAUCAGAUUUAUACAGAAUUACUGGACUUAAUUUCUGAGAGAGAGAGAGAGAGAGAGAGAGAGAGAGAGAGCGCACAGCCCACUGGCUGAAAGAGAGGAUGCAUCAGAGAGAGAGAGAGAGAGAAACUGUGAUGAUAAUGGAGGCAGGAGAAACGAACAGAGAGAAGAGAGAUUCACAACACUCUCGCGAUUGAUCAGAAAGCAGGUGUUGGACCUUCAUCCACAUCAGACUGAUGUCAGAGGAGAAAUGGAUGUGCGGUAGGACUCGAUGAGCUCCAGCAUCUGACCGAACGAACUUCUGAUUCACACGAAUCCAGUCUCGAGAUCAUCGAUCAUCAGUUUUCCAUUCUAUUUCAAGCUUUGCGUGUUUCGCGGGAUCUUUUCCUCAUUUCACGCCUCUAAAUCAGUUUGAAGCUGCAGCGCGCGAACGGAGCCCGAUCAUGAAUAUAAAACACAUCAGAUUCUUCAUAUAAUGGGGAUCGAGGACGCGAGUAUGAGGAACGGACGGGCUCUGUCCGAUCAGUGGGCCGACAGCGUGGUGGUCCGGCCCCGGACGACCGAACAGCACAUCACGGUGCAUAAGAGGCUGGUGCUGGGCUUCGCCAUCUCCAUCCUCACCCUCAUCAUCGUAACGGCCAUCGCCAUCACGCUCAGCGUCAGCUUCGAGAGAUGCGCCGCGGAGAGCAGCGGGGCUCUGGCCGCGAACGGGUCCAGCAACAGUAAGUGGAAACAGUCCCGGGACGGGAACAUCAGUCACAGAGACACAGAGGACGGCCAGCAGCCCUGGAGACAUCUGCGCUUACCGGCCACCCUGCGCCCUCGCCACUACGACCUCCGACUGUCCGUGUACAUGGAGAACUUCACCUUCUCCGGCGAGGUGAACAUUGAGUUUGAAUGCGUCAACUCCACGAAGUUUAUCGUGCUGCACACGGACCGGCUGGAGCUGGAGAAAGCGCUGGUGUAUUCGGACAGUAAGAAAGCGGGCGCCAUGAGGAUCCAGCGCCGCUUCCACUACCAGCCCAAGCAGGUGUAUGUGAUCGCGCUGCACAGAGAGAUGAAGCCCCUCAGAACAUACAAGAUCAACAUCACUUUUCACGCGCACAUCGAGCACGAGCUCUUGGGAUUCUUCCGCAGCUCGUACGUGCUCAAUGGAGAAAGAAGGUAUCUUGCGGUGACGCAGUUCUCACCGACUCACGCGAGAAAGGCCUUCCCGUGUUUCGACGAGCCCAUCUAUAAAGCCACAUUCAGAGUGAGUCUGAAACACGAGAGCUCGUAUCAGUCGCUGUCCAACAUGCCAGUGGAGGCCUCAACGUCUGACGAGGACGGAUGGGUGACCAACCAUUUCUCCAGGACGCCCCGGAUGUCCACGUACUACCUGGCCUGGGCCGUGUGCAACUUCACCUACAGAGAAGCAGUUACAGACAAUGGAGUCGUGAUUCGGCUGUACGCCAGGCCUGACGCCAUCCAGAGCGGAUCGGGGGACUACGCUCUGCACAUCACCAAGAGACUCCUGCAGUUUUACCAGGAUUACUUCAAAGUCAAAUAUUCCCUCCCAAAAUUAGAUCUCCUGGCAGUGCCGAAGCAUCCGUAUGCAGCCAUGGAGAACUGGGGCCUGAGUGUGUUUGUGGAGCAGAAGAUCUUGUUGGAUCCUGACGUCUCCUCCUUCUCCUAUCAGAUGGAGCUCACCAUGGUGGUGGUGCACGAGAUCUGCCAUCAGUGGUUUGGGGAUCUAGUCACACCAGUUUGGUGGGAGGAUGUUUGGCUGAAGGAAGGAUUCGCUCAUUACUUUGAGUACAUCGGGACUGAUUUCCUCUUUCCAAAGUGGAACAUGGAGAAGCAGAGGUUUCUGACGGAUGUUCUUCAUGAGGUGAUGUUAUUGGACGGUUUGGCCAGUUCUCAUCCGAUCUCUCAGGAAGUGUUUGAAGCUACAGACAUCGACAGAGUGUUUGACUGGAUCGCAUAUAAGAAGGGAGCCGCUCUGAUCCGUAUGCUGGCAAACGUCAUGGGACAGACGCUAUUCCAGAGAGGCCUCAAUGAUUACUUGAUGACGCACAUGUAUGGGAACGCGGCGAGAGAUGACUUGUGGAACAAAUUCUCUGAGGCCAUGCAGCAGGAGGGAAAGGACAUCAACAUCACGCAGGUCAUGGACCGCUGGACCCUGCAGAUGGGCUACCCUGUCGUCACCAUCAGCAAGAACGACAGUCUUGACAACAGUGUCACCAUCUCCCAAGAGCACUUUGUCUAUGACACGGAUGCCAAGAUCCAGAAUCCUGAGCUCUUCAACAAAAGCUUCCAGUGGCAAAUACCGCUGACGCUCGCAGUGGGAAACUCCAGUCACAUAUCAACAGACACCAUCAUCUGGGUCUCCAAUAAAACAGAGACUCACAGAGUGGGUCACGUGGGCGGUGAGACGUGGUUGCUGGGCAACAUCAAUCAAACGGGCUACUUCAGAGUGAACUACGACCUCCACAACUGGAGACUUCUCAUUCAACAGCUGAUGACCAACCCAACGAUCAUCUCCGUGGGCAACAGGGCCGGUCUGAUUGAUGACGUCUUCAACCUGGCAAGAGCGGGGUAUUUGCCCCAAAACGUCCCCCUGCAGAUGAUCUCAUAUUUGACUCAGGAGACUGAGUUUCUGCCCUGGCACGCUGCUAGUCGAGCUCUUUACCAGCUGGACAAACUCCUGGACCGCACUGAAGACCACAGCCUGUUCAGCGACUAUGUUCUAAGACAGGUGGAACCAAAGUAUCACAAGUUGGGCUGGCCAACCACUUCCCCUGAAGGCUCCUUCAUGCAGGCGGCUUAUCAGGCCGAAGAGCUGCAGAGAGAGGUGAUCAUGCUGGCCUGCAGUUUUGGAAGCAAACACUGUCACCGCCAAGCUGUGUCUCUCAUUUCAGACUGGAUUUCCAGCAACAAGAACAGGAUUCCACCUAAUGUGCGGGACAUCGUGUACUGCACAGGGGUGUCUCUGAUGGAUGAGGACGUGUGGGAGUUUAUCUGGAUGAAGUUUCACUCCUCUACAGCCAUCUCUGAGAAGAAGGUUCUUCUGGAGGCCUUGACCUGCAGUGGCAACAUCUUCCUGCUCAACAGGCUCCUGAAUCUGUCUCUCACCUCUGACCUGGUGCCGGAUCAGGACGUGAUCGAUGUCAUCAUACAUGUGGGCCGCAAUCCGCUGGGAAGACAUUUAGCAUGGAGAUAUUUCCGCGAAAAGUGGGACAUAUUGAAUUCCAGGUAUGGAGAAGCUUUAUUUAUGAACUCAAAAUUAAUCAGUGGCGUGACAGAGUUUCUCAACACUGAGGCGGAGUUGAAUGAGCUGAAAGAGUUCAUCCUAACCAGCGGGGGAGAGUCGGCACCUGCGUUCGCUCGAGCCGUUGAGAUCGUUCAAGCUAAUGUAAAAUGGCACAUCCUGUUCCAGCAGCAGUUUUACCGAUGGCUGCGAAAAGCUCCUGAUGGUUAACACAACAUUAAGCAUGGAGCGCUCCAUUAGCAUGAAAACUCUAUCAGACAUGUCGAGGCCAGUGACGUGGGGACACCUACGUGAUAUUAAAAAUGACUUUUAUGGACUCUGAGAAGCAGCAAAACUUUUACUUCCCCAUUGAAACGACAGGGCAAGUUCCCAGAGAACAACAGUGCCGCCCUGCUGGCCAACACCCUCACUACACUAGAGACAGUAAAAUGGGGAGGAGAUGGACAACUUGUGGAAAAUAAAUGGAAGAAACUGCAACACAUGGUAACAGAAGGACUGGAAGUCCCACUUUUAAUUUGAAAAGAGCCAGCUGAGAAUGAGCAUGUGCAUUGAGUGGAUCAGGCUGAAAAAAAAAAAAAUGUUUAUAACGUGAUUUGAGUUAAAUAGGCAAAUGUGUGAUUCUGCUUGUGUCCAGUUUUAUUCAUAAUGUGAAAUAUGAGUUAUUUCUAAAAACAAUCUUAGUAGUUUGAAAAUUUCAGUCUUUCCCCUUUCAGGCAGAUUCAGAUUCCAUAAAAGGACUUUGUCUACACUCACUGCAUUCUCUCCCCAAAGACUGCUGCUGUUUUCAGAUGCAACAAAGACUCUUUUUAAAGUUUAAACUUCAGUGAUAAGCUGCUCGUCACUUUUCUUGCACAAUCACGCCAUUUUAUUGACUUAUAUUUUGUACAAUAUCAAAUGAGGCCAUAUCUACCUUCAUCAAAAAGUCAAAUAAAUAUAACUGCAGGUCGCGAGAGGAUCCAGAGCAGGCCAUUGUCAUUUAUCAUGGACAAACACAGGCUUGUCUGAUUAAGGGUCAAUGCAAAUUAAGGAAUUCUUAAAGGUGCCUAUAUCUAUGUUUUCUUGGGUCAGUAGUGGAUUGAAGAUGAGAUUAUACAGUGGAGAUUCUAUAAUAUUGACACAUGAUGAUUAUAUAACUUGAAGAAUAUGCAUAUACAUGUAUGUAUGUUCAUGUAUAUAUAUUUAUACAAAGUUAAAUAAUAUAUGGGUCAAAUAUGUGACACUCUUUUUUUUUUUGUUUCAAGUUUUCUGGAAUUAAAGGGAUUGUUCAUCCAGAAGUUCUGUCAUCAUUUACUCACCCUCAUGCCAUUCCAAACUCAUAAAACUUUAAUUUAUCUUCAGUAUACAGAUGAAGAUAUUUUUAAUAGUCUCACAUUUAAUAGUCUUUUUGUCUCACACAACCAAAGUACAUAGAGGCAUCGCAAAAAUAAAUUCAUAUGAAGCGAGCAGUUUAAUUUAAGUCUUCUGAUGAGACAAGAUCGCUUUAUACGAUAAACAGAUUUCAUGUAAGCUUUUAUUCACAUAUAAACUUUGAUCAAUGCACAUAGAGCUCAUCAAAUAUGGUAAACACAGAAGCUCAGUAGUGUUUGCUUGACAUGCAAGAACAAACUUCACUUGUUUUCGCACUUCAGCAAGCACAGUUGUGUAAAUGAUGACAUUUUUCAUUUUUGGAUGAACUAUCCCUUCAAGUUAUUCAAAAGUUUAUUGAUGCAAUGAGCAGACAAUGAGCAGAGUACUGAACUUUUAUGAUGAAAGUGUUCAAAUUCUGAUUUUAUUUUUUUGUGAAUAUUAAAAUAAAUCAUGUCAGGGUGGUGUAACCAGUAAAUGACUGAAAUUAUUUUUAUUACGUGUAACUAUUAUUAUAAUUUUUUUUUUAAUUGAAAAAAAAAAUUAUUAAUGUUUGGAAAAACUUUUAUCUGCCAAAUCACUGUGGUAUACCAAACAUAUAGGAUUUUUGUUAGUUCAGGUUGUCGUCAAAUGGUAUAACCUAAAGUUCAAGAAACAAUUUUGAAAAAAUUAUAUAUACCAUGUAUUCUAUAGGUGUUAUAUAUAUAUAUAUAUAUAUAUAUAUAUAUAUAUAUAUAUAUAUAUAAAUAUAUAUAUAUAUAUAUAUUAACUGAUGGUUGUAAAGGUGCAGCGCGGGAAAAUGUUAAGGCGAGAUGCAGCAGGUUUAUUUACAAAACAAAAGAAAGUAAACCAAGAUGUCAAAAGUAAUCCACAAGGUAAAGUAAUCCAAAUGUAAUAGCGUUGUAUAUACACAAUGACCGAAAAACUGCGGGGCUGUUUACGUGACACUGUUUUCAACUAAAAAUGAAAAACUUUUUUUAUGCGUUUUGGCCAUUCAUUUACAUGACAACGGCUCUUUGGGGCCUGAAAACACAAACUUUUGAAAAUUGGUUUCAAAAUGCAAGUUUUUGAAAACGAUACCGUUAUUGUCUCCAUGACAAAAAUGCGAAUUUGUGACAAUGGUGCAUGCAUGUUUUACGUGUUUAGUCUAUAGGGCGCGUAAUUUUUCUUUACAAACUACUGGCCUGGCAUGAAUAAUACAGCGUUUUUAAUCGUUUCGCGGAUCCAUGUGAACGGAGAUUGUUUUGACAUCACUGUCAUCUGUAUACAGAAAACGUAAAGGAAAACCCAAAUCUACACAGACAAUAUGUGGUUACACCACUUGACAUUUUUAGAGUCAUUUAAUUAAAAUGUUCAUUAGAUUGUUUGUUUGUUUGUUUAUGAAUGCAAGGAUUUCAAUUCUUAGAACUUUUCUCAUGCGCUUUAAAAUAGAUUUUAAAAAGAUUUCUCCGACCCUCAUAAUCGACCCAUAUAUAGAUUUGUUUUACUCUUGGGCAGAAACAUUACUUUCAAAGAAGUUUUCACAUGUACAUUUUGUAGAUAUGUUGACCUUAAUAUCCUAAUGGUAAUUUUUGUCUGUUUAUUUGUUUUGUAUGCAUUGCAGAUGUAAAUGCAAAAAUGAAGAGCUAAAAAAAGAAAGAAAGAAAAAAGAAAAUAAGCGAUCAGUGCCUUUUCUACCUCACUAUCCAUUUCCAAUUAGAAAGAGUGACAGUGCCUUGAAUAAACCUGUCAUAAACAUU